This is a messenger RNA of Plodia interpunctella (Indianmeal moth), 1811 nucleotides long. RefSeq names its product zinc finger protein SNAI2-like. NCBI's taxonomy places the organism in Eukaryota, Metazoa, Arthropoda, Insecta, Lepidoptera, Pyralidae. Gene Ontology annotation, molecular function: RNA polymerase II cis-regulatory region sequence-specific DNA binding; DNA-binding transcription factor activity, RNA polymerase II-specific. The record is from RefSeq and is a predicted model, not a curated record. The transcript is spliced from 2 exons. Bases 197 to 1336 code for a protein of 379 amino acids. Gene Ontology annotation, biological process: regulation of DNA-templated transcription.
CGACUUCCCUCACCGCACCACUCCAACUCCGGACGCCGACGAGUACAUACGUACAAAUUGUUUGUUUUCUCACUACGAUUUUGUCAACUACGACUCCGGCGCAACUUAGUGAUGUUUGGACUGCCCUAAUAAUUGUGAAUUUGUGUUAAAUAAGUACUUUAAGACGAUUUAAGUUUAGUGUUAGUGAACUCAGUGAAUGAUGCUUGUGGAGGACUCGCAGACCGCUCGUGCGAUGAUGACGAAGAAAUACGCUCAUUGCCCAUUGAAGAAACGGCCGGUGCUGGUGCGGGAGGAGCGGCCAGCGACACCGCCUACUACGCCGCCUCACCCCGCCCACCUGGCUACCACGAGGCUCUACUACGACUAUCAUUGUGAUAAUGAAAGAGAUGAACCAGAAAAUCUCAGCACAAAGCCUGAAGAUCUAUCUAAAACUGGAAAUUAUCCAAGCAAAGCUUCAUCACCAAUGGCUGCAACAGCAGUAAAAGUUGAACCUCGGGAAUGGUCACAACAACAUCUGGAAUACUUGGCGGCUUGCCGUGCCCGUCUGGAGCCAGCACCCACCGAGCUAGCACGACCGACUCCACAAUAUGCUUAUCUGCCGACGCUGUACGCCCCGUAUCAUCCACUGGAAGAGCUGUAUCCAGCAGCGCCGGCUCUGUCUCCUCCUGCGCACCCGCCGCUUUACGCGCAUUACUCGCCCGCCUCACCGCCCUCUUCAAUUUCUCCACCACCUUGUCCGGAAGAUUUACGCUCGCCGGGUUCUGUAUCCUCAGAUUCCGGUGUAUCGGUCUCUGCUCCACGUCGUCCCCGUUACCAAUGUCCUGAUUGCGCAAAAUCUUAUUCGACAUACUCUGGACUAUCCAAACAUCAACAAUACCAUUGUGCAGCGGCCGAGGGAAGUCUGGCGAGAAAAUCUUUCAGCUGCAAAUAUUGUGCAAAAGUAUACACUUCCCUUGGAGCUCUCAAGAUGCACAUACGAACUCAUACUUUGCCUUGUAAAUGCCAUUUAUGUGGUAAGGCAUUUUCCAGACCAUGGUUAUUACAAGGGCACAUUAGAACACAUACUGGUGAAAAGCCAUUCUCAUGCCAUCACUGUCGGCGUGCUUUCGCGGACAGGUCCAACUUACGAGCUCAUCUCCAAACCCAUUCAGAUGUGAAAAAAUACUCUUGUUCAGGAUGUGGAAAGACAUUUUCCCGCAUGUCUUUGCUUACCAAACAUUUGGAAGGUGGUUGCAGCGCUCCCGGCAGUUUUCCUUAUGAAUACCGACCUGAAAAUGUACCGUCGUCACACCCACACCAACAACUAGCUCCCACGCCGACUGUUCAUGCCUAUUAAAAGACUGAACACUGUAGUACCUUCGAUCUCGUACUAGGUCUAAAUGAAUACAUUAUAUUUCAUCGCACUAAGAUUAUGUAAAACUAACUUAUUUUUGUAAAAAAAUAUGUGCGUGUGGAAAUCCUAACUAAGACCAUUGUACAUUUAAAUUAUAUAACUUUGUUUAAGCUAGUUUUAGUCUAUAGGUUAGAUAAGUCGCUCGAUAGAUGCGGCUUUGCUAGUCAUGUGGCAUUUGCCGAGUGUCAUACACUUAUGAAACUUAUAUUUUAAUUGUAAGCCAUGUACAAAGUGCCUUAAUUAUAAAAAUAAUUAAUAUAUUCUUUGAAAAAAUAUAACUGUAUGUCCUAAGACGCUAUUAUUGUAUAAAAUAUUACGAAAUAGUACCAAUCAUGAGGCUAUCAGAGCUGACAGUCGAUUACGUUCCUUUCUGUUACCUCCUAUACAGAGAAAAUAAAUCAUACUCAAAUUGAAGUCA